Marmota monax (woodchuck) is the source of this 4442-nucleotide messenger RNA. It is a transcript of the gene Ptger1, whose product is annotated as prostaglandin E receptor 1. The coding region runs from base 1 to 1320 and encodes 439 amino acids. Gene Ontology annotation, molecular function: prostaglandin E receptor activity. The record is from RefSeq and is a predicted model, not a curated record. Gene Ontology annotation, cellular component: plasma membrane. Gene Ontology annotation, biological process: inflammatory response; adenylate cyclase-activating G protein-coupled receptor signaling pathway; positive regulation of cytosolic calcium ion concentration. The transcript is spliced from 2 exons. NCBI's taxonomy places the organism in Eukaryota, Metazoa, Chordata, Mammalia, Rodentia, Sciuridae.
AUGGGUUCUGGUGAGAUGGGACAGUCAAUCCGCGGUCUCCCGCAGUGUCCCUCCAGCCUCACUUGCCUUCAUCUCCUCUACCCAGCCCUCCAGGCGCCUGACAUGAGUCUUUGCGGGCCCCUUAACUGGAGCCUGGCUGGCGAGGCUACCACGUGCUCGGCGCCCGGGAUCCCCAACGUGUCGGCGGUGCCGCCCUUGGGUGGUACGGGCGGAUCACCAGCGCUGCCCAUCUUCUCCAUGACGCUGGGUGCAGUGUCCAACGUGCUGGCACUGGCGCUGCUGGCUCAGGCCGCAGGCCGCCUGCGGCGCCGCCGCUCGGCCGCCACCUUCCUGUUGUUCGUCGCUAGUCUGCUGGCCAUCGACCUGGCGGGCCACGUGAUCCCGGGCGCACUAGUGCUGCGCCUGUAUGCUGCGGGGCGCGCACCGGCCGGUGGGGCCUGCCACUUCCUGGGUGGUUGCAUGGUCUUCUUCGGCCUGUGCCCGCUCCUGCUGGGCUGCGGCAUGGCAGUGGAGCGCUGUGUGGGUGUCACCUGGCCUCUGCUCCAUGCCGCGCGCGUCUCAGUGGCCCGCGCGCGCUUUGCGCUCGCCGCAUUGGCCGCUGUGGCCUUGGCGGUGGCGCUGCUCCCGCUAGCACGCGUGGGUCGCUAUGAGCUGCAGUACCCUGGCACCUGGUGUUUUAUUGGCCUCGGGCCACCCGGCGGCUGGCGCCAGGCACUGCUUGCCGGCCUCUUCGCAGGCCUCGGCCUGGCUGCGCUACUCGCUGCGCUAGUGUGCAACACGCUCAGCGGCCUGGCCCUGCUGCGCGCCCGCUGGCGCCGCCACUCCGGACGUUUUCCCCAGGCCUCCCGCCCAGAUAGCCGCCGACGCUGGGGGUCACGAGGCCUCCGCUCGGCCUCCUCCUCGUCUGCCUCAUCCAUCGCUUCAGCCUCCCCAGCCCUCCGCAGUUCCCGGGGCGGAGGCUCAGCACGCAGAACCCGCGCCCACGACGUGGAGAUGGUGGGCCAGCUCGUGGGCAUCAUGAUGGUGUCGUGCAUCUGCUGGAGCCCGCUGCUGGUGUUGGUGGUGCUGGCCAUCGGGGGCUGGAACUCCAGCUCGCUGCAGCGGCCGCUAUUUCUGGCCGUGCGCCUUGCUUCCUGGAACCAGAUCCUGGACCCCUGGGUGUACAUCCUGCUGCGCCAGGCCGUGCUGCGCCAAGUGCUUCGCCUUCUGCCUUUAAGGGCUGGCGCCAAGGGCGGCCCCGCGGAGUUGGGCCUAACCCGGAGCGCCUGGGAGGCCAGCUCUCUGCGCAGUUCCCGACAGAGUGGUCUCAGCCACUUCUGAGUGCGCCCGAAGGCUAAGCCACCCAAAGUGCUCAGCGCAGCGCCUUUGAGGAACCAGUUUUGUCCCGUCGGGGCUGCAGCACACACUGGGGCCGCGUGGGGGCGGCAGAAGAUCCGUGUGCGCCUCUAGACCGGUGCAGCUCCGAGGCUUGCCACGCGAGGGCGCAGACACCCGACGCUCAGUUGUCCAGGUGGGAAUCCAGAGCCAAAGCCACAGGAGCAUGCGCACAACGCCAGGGCCCCAGCUCCGCAGUGACUAGAGCAAGAGUGUUUGGGAGACACUUUCUAUCACUGCAGCAGCCAAGACAGAUUCUGUUCAUUAGAUCCUGAGCUCCUCCCAAACAGCCCCAAGACCUAUGCCCAAGCCAUGCACUAUCAUGGCCUCGAACUCCCAAAGCCUCCAACAGGACCUGACCCCCAUCCCAUCGCGGCUCACCACUCCUCCCACCACAACAGCCCUGAGUCCCACCCUCCCCCGACUCUCUUCAAAUGAACCCCCACCGAUCUGCCCCAUCACCUGGCCCUACCUCCAAGCAUGUCCAUCCCCCAACCCCCUCUCGGCGCACAAGAAGGGCCAGGAUGCAGGGCUGGGGCAGACCCCGAGGCCUUUUUAAAAACUAAGAGCUCGGGGCAGGGGCGGGGGAUGGGCUAGCAGCCGCCGGCCACGAAGUCGAAGUCCUGGAAGGCUGCCUGCUCAGUGGCAGUGAGGGGCCGCGCGUCGCGGGGUGGGCUCAGCGUGGGGGCCUCCCCGGUGAACUCCUCGUCGAAGUUGCUGACAUCGGUGCGCCCUGAGAGCGUGGGCACGAAGGGUGGGGGCAGGCGCCGGGCCAGCAGGGCUUCCCAGCCCAGUGUCUGGGAAGGCAGGAGAGGGAGGUCAGGAUGGGAGGCUCGGGGCAGGCGUGGCUGAGAGAGGCCGGCCCUGGGUUUGUGGGGUCAGCACAAGGUGGAAGAAGAGGGGUGAGGCUGGGGCAGGGGGAACUGGCUCACCCGGGACACGGCCCACCAGGCCAGAAGGAGUGACUGGGCCUCCACGGGGCCGUGUGGGAGGGGAGGGGAGGACACAGCCCGUGGCUCACGGGCCCCUGGGGUGGGAAUGGCUACUGGCUCCUGGGGUCUCACCCUGAAGAACGGCUGCUUCUUCACGUCCUCUGCAUCUCGCUCACUGGACCCCAACCUCCGCUCUGGAUUCCUCCGCAGCAGCUGCGGGUGCAAAGCUGCGUCAGGUCCGUCUCCCGCCGAGGCCCUGACCCAGAGCCCCUGACCCAGAGCCCCUGUCUGGGCCGACCCUGCCCAGGCAUCCUCACCCUCCGCAUGAUGCCGAUGGCCUCCGCAGACAGGAAGCGCGGGUAGCGGACCUCAUCAUUGACGAUGCUGUCAAACACCUCCUCCUCAUCAUCCCCUGGGAAUGGCGACUGGGGACAGGGGUGGGGUGAACGAGGCCCCUCUCCGGGAUACCACACCCAGUUCCACCCGAACCCUUGCUUUGGCGGUGCGUCCCCACAGGGGCUGGCUUGAAGAGGGGCGAGUAUCCCAUUUCACAGAUUGGGCACUGAGGUCCAGGGGCAAAGCCACCUGCCCUCCUCACCCAGCUGUGGCGGAGGCAGAGUUGCGUCCCAGCCCUGGGCAUAGGCACACUCCAGGCCCGGUGGGGGCGCCCUGGGGCCUCACCUCACCGACCAGCAUCUCGUAGAGCAGCACGCCCAGCCCCCACCAGUCCACGGCCCGGGUGUAGGACGUGUCUGUCAGCACCUCAGGUGCCAGGAACUCCGGGGUCCCGCAGAAGGUGCUGGUCCGGUCCCCAUAGCCCAUGCCUGGAGCAGCAGGGCCAGGCGAGCUUAGCGGGUGGCCCAGCACCGCCACCGUGGUCCACACAGCCGGCCGCCCCCUCCCUGUCCGACCCCAGGCUCCGCUGCUCACCCUCUUUGCAGAGGCCAAAGUCUGCGAUCUUGACAUAGCCCUCAGUGUCCAGGAGCAAAUUGUCCAACUUGAGGUCCCUGUGGGGUCAGAGGUACAGAGAGGGACUGGCUGGUUUGGGGGGGCUCUGGCUGUGCCAGGGCCGAGGCGCCCCCGCAGCACACACCUGUAGACGAUCUUGUGUUCGUGGAGGAACUGCAGCCCCAGAACCACGCAGGCCGAGUAGAAGCUGUGGAGAGAGUGGGCGGGUCCUGGGAGCCUGGAACCCGCACCCUUGGGCCCCCAGCCCCCAAGAGCUCCCGGAGGCCGGGGAGGCAGGGCCCAGGGGUGGAGGGUGGCGCCCGGGCUGAGAGCCUGGGCAGUGGCUCACACGGCUCGGGGCUCGGAGAACACGUCGCUGUGGAUGUGCAGCAUGAGGUCGCCGCCCGCGGAGUACUCCAUCACGAAGCACACGUGCUCCGGCGUCUGGAAGCAGCCGAAGAGGUUCACCAGGAACGGGUGUCCCGCGCUGGUCACGGCUGCCAAGAUCCGCUUCUCACACAUCAGGCUGGGAAGGGACAGGGGUGGGGGGCACAGGUCAUGGACACCCCCAACCCCCAACUCCCACUCUCCCCGGAGUCCUCAGUCCACCGCAGAUACAGAUGUGCACUUCGGAUAAGUUGCUUACAAUCUCUGAACCUCAACAACCUGAUCUGCUAAAGAGGCACCCAGAACCCAUCUGUCUUCCCAGUAACUGCCCCCAUGACCUUCCUUUGGGGAACCGCAGGGCUGGGCACAAGGCCCAGGCCACUGGGGUACUCCAACUCUUUGGCCAGGGAUUGGUUCAGGGUUGGGCAAGCCUAAUCAAGGGACUUGGAUUGAGGUCCCUAUGGGGUCAGAGGGUACAGAGAGGGAUAGACUAGUUUGGGAGGGGGCUCUGGCUGUGCCCAGUGGCUGAGGCGCCCCCACAGGGACUCUGCUUCCACCACUGGAUUGCCAGGGUUUCCACUGGAAUUAUUAAGGAAUGAAGGCUAAAGCUGGGUGAAUCUCAAGCUGUUGGAGUACAGAGGUAUCUUUGCCCUCUGGAGGGGACUGCAAGCCAAGCCCGCACACAGGAACACAGAACUCAGAAACCUCAUCUGAGCACCUGGAUACAGCCAUGCCUGAAGGCACUCACCCCAGGACUUUUCUGGUCCAGCUCAAUAAAUUCUUUUGUUUGUUUAAACCUUU